Onychomys torridus (southern grasshopper mouse) is the source of this 1985-nucleotide messenger RNA. RefSeq names its product secreted frizzled related protein 4 (gene Sfrp4). The transcript is spliced from 6 exons. Gene Ontology annotation, biological process: canonical Wnt signaling pathway; non-canonical Wnt signaling pathway. NCBI's taxonomy places the organism in Eukaryota, Metazoa, Chordata, Mammalia, Rodentia, Cricetidae. Bases 248 to 1294 code for a protein of 348 amino acids. The record is from RefSeq and is a predicted model, not a curated record. Gene Ontology annotation, cellular component: cytoplasm. Gene Ontology annotation, molecular function: Wnt-protein binding.
GCUGCGCUCCGAGCUGCAGAGUCGGAGACUGGAGCUUCCUGCGCGGGUCGGUGCUCUGGAGGCUAAGUGCUGGCGCUGCUGGUGCUUCCAGCGCCCAGGGGCGAUCUGCGCCCAGACCCCAGAACUCUCCAUCAGUGCGGUCCGGCAGGAAAGUUCACCCGCUGCACCUAGGUGAAGAGAUAGCGAGAGCAGGUGGGCUGGAAGAGAAGGGUCCUUCCUGCCAGCUGCAGCGGGGGAGGACAGUGCCAUGCUCCUCUCCAUCCUGGUGGCUUUGUGCCUGUGGCUGCGCCUGGCGCUGGGCGUGCGCGGCGCGCCCUGCGAGGCUGUGCGCAUCCCCAUGUGCCGGCACAUGCCCUGGAACAUCACCCGGAUGCCCAACCACCUGCACCACAGCACGCAGGAGAACGCCAUCCUGGCCAUUGAGCAGUAUGAGGAGCUGGUGGAUGUGAACUGCAGCUCUGUGCUGCGCUUCUUCCUCUGUGCCAUGUACGCACCCAUCUGUACCCUGGAGUUCUUGCACGACCCCAUCAAGCCCUGCAAGUCUGUGUGCCAGCGCGCACGCGACGACUGCGAGCCUCUCAUGAAGAUGUACAACCACAGCUGGCCAGAGAGUCUGGCCUGCGAUGAGCUGCCCGUCUAUGACCGUGGAGUAUGCAUCUCUCCCGAGGCCAUAGUCACUGACCUUCCGGAAGAUGUAAAGUGGAUAGACAUCACACCAGAUAUGAUGAUGCAGGAAAGACCCUUUGAUGCUGACUGUAAACGACUGAGCCCUGAUCGGUGCAAGUGCAAAAAGGUGAAGCCAACUUUGGCAACAUACCUGAGCAAAAACUACAGCUACGUUAUCCAUGCCAAAAUAAAAGCCAUCCAGAGGAGUGGCUGCAAUGAAGUAACAACAGUCGUGGACGUAAAGGAGAUCUUCAAGUCUUCCUCGCCCAUACCUCGAACCCAGGUCCCCCUCAUCACGAAUUCCUCCUGCCAGUGUCCACACAUCCUGCCCCAUCAAGAUGUCCUCAUCAUGUGUUAUGAGUGGCGUUCAAGGAUGAUGCUUCUUGAAAAUUGUUUAGUUGAAAAAUGGAGAGAUCAACUUAGUAGAAGGUCCAUUCAGUGGGAAGAGAGGCUCCGUGAACAGCAGAGAACAGUUCAGGACAAGAAGCGAACAGCCGGCCGCACCAGCCGCAGUAACCCCCCCAAGCCAAAGGGAAAGCCACCCGUCCCCAAGACUGCCAGCCCUAAGAAGAACAUCAAAGCUAGAAGUGCCCCCAAGAAACCAAACCUGAAGAAAAGUACAAGCUAAUUACUUGCCACAAUGAAGCCACACUUACAGGAGAAGGCCACACUUACAGAAUAAGGCGGUAGGUACUGCCUGGGACAGUCUACAGAAGGCCACACACCACUUGCCUUAAGGGUUCACUGCAGUUCUCUUCAUAGAACAUCUUGCGGCACUUUUUUUUUUUUUUUUAACGAUAGCUUCAGUUUUUUGUUUUGUUUUGUUUUGUUUUGUUUUUUCUUUAAGCCACACAGCCCUGUUGGGGGACAGUCCUCUGGUGUGGACGGCCCAAGAGGCAAGGAAAGCUGCUCUACAAGUUUUUGCAUUCAGAGGGGCCUGGGGGUUUACUCUGUGUGACUGUCCUAUGAUGGGAAAUGUGCUUCUGUUUUGAGAGUUUGACCUAAUAUGUACAUUGUAAGGUCCAUGUAAUAUGUCAAACUAAACAGUCUUCAGACAAAAAAAAAAAUUAUUUCCUUUGACUUCUGUUAGGAAAUUAGUGAUAUAUUAAAUAUGAUUGAAAAUAUGCUUUUGACAAAGGCAGGAGAAUAAUGCUUAAAAGAUCUUCAUGUGUUGUCUGCAGAGAAAUGUUUCUGAUGAAUGGGAUUUUGAGAAAUUUAAGAGAUACGGGAAAUAGUCGUGUGUGUUUGUCAGACUUUAAACGCUGUCUUUAGCUAGACACUUUGAAAACUAAGCUAACGAUGACCAAUAAAGAGGAGAG